AUGAUCUGGAGGCUGCGCAGCCCCGUCCGCUCCUUGAUCGCCACACCACCCUGCCGAUGCAGCUCUACCUCUGCUCCCGCUCGGACGUCGGAGCCAUUGCGGAUUCUCUUCUGUGGCUCUGACGCCUUCAGCAUCGCGUCACUGCGCGCCGUAGCAGACGCGAAGCGGCAUGUGCCCGGCCUCAUUGAGAGCAUUGAUGUCAUCCAUCGCCCAGCGAAGCCCACCGGACGGGGACUGAAGACCUUGAGAGAGGUACCCAUCAAGCAGGUAGCCACUGAAGAGCUCAACCUGCCCACCCAUGUGAUCGAUACCUUCACCGGCUGGACUCCACCGAACCCCAUAGAUGUCGUCAUCGCCGUAUCCUUCGGCCUCCUCGUCCCACCGCGAAUCCUCAACUAUGCGCAAUACGGCGGUCUCAACGUGCAUCCCUCGCUGCUCCCCGAUCUGCGUGGCCCAGCACCCGUCUCACAUGCCAUACUGAAGCGGCGGCAGUACACCGGUGUCUCUGUGCAAACACUGCAUCCAAGGCAUUUCGACCAGGGUACUAUCCUUGCCCAAACCCCCAUGCCUGGCUACGAGAUUGCCAUUCCUUCCGAACCGAGUCCUGAGACGGCUCAGAUAUUGGAGCAACGGCUUGCCGCGGCUGGAGCAGAAAUGCUCGUAGAUGUCUUGAAGGAACGGAGAUUUGUGUCUCCGCAUGAGGAUGUUGGAUGGUAUGCCCACUCCGACGGUCCUAUCGACCACGCACCGAAAAUUACCAAGCAAGAUCGCUUUGUCGACUUUCGAAAAGACUCCCUGGCAGACGUCAUAGCUAAACACAACGCACUUGGCGACUUGUGGUGUCUACUACCCACCGGUGAUCGUCUGAUAAUUCACGACAUCAUACCUCAUAAUGCGGACGAGUCCCAACUCUCCACGAUGGAACCUGGCCUCUUCGUAGAUUCGCAGACCAGAAACGUGCUCAUGUUCAAAGGAGCAUGCGGCGAAGCCGGACACGUCCUACAAAGUACAUUACAGGGACACAAGAAGGGUUCGGGCAACGCGAAGUUACUGUCGCUGUUCGGUCCUUCAGCAAAUGCAAGUGUAGGAGAUGAUGCUCUUACGAGCACCUUAUACAGAGUUAUCUGA
Molecule: messenger RNA, 1128 nt
Organism: Alternaria arbusti
Lineage: Eukaryota; Fungi; Ascomycota; Dothideomycetes; Pleosporales; Pleosporaceae
Exons: 2
Coding region: 1-1128 (375 amino acids)
Biological process (GO): biosynthetic process; conversion of methionyl-tRNA to N-formyl-methionyl-tRNA
Cellular component (GO): mitochondrion
Molecular function (GO): methionyl-tRNA formyltransferase activity
Source: RefSeq, a predicted model, not a curated record